Molecule: messenger RNA, 1200 nt
Organism: Geosmithia morbida
Lineage: Eukaryota; Fungi; Ascomycota; Sordariomycetes; Hypocreales; Bionectriaceae
Product: translation initiation factor eIF-2B subunit beta
Exons: 3
Coding region: 1-1200 (399 amino acids)
Biological process (GO): translational initiation
Cellular component (GO): eukaryotic translation initiation factor 2B complex
Molecular function (GO): guanyl-nucleotide exchange factor activity; translation initiation factor activity
Source: RefSeq, a predicted model, not a curated record
AUGCCGUCUGCCGUCCUGGGCUUCACGCCCAAUCUCGACAAAUACCUCAAGUCGAUCAAGGGACAGCCCGUAGAUCAGUCAGUCGACAGUCUAGUCUCCCUGCUGAAGCGGCACCAGGUCUCCGGUGCCGAAGAGUGCGCCGUAGCCACCGCCCACUGCCUCCUCCAGCUCAUCACCCGCUCCAAGUGGCACGACGUGGCCACCCUCAUCUCCCAGGUGACCCGCGUGGGGGGGAGGCUCUCCCGCGCCCGUCCGGACGAGCUCGUCGUCGCCAACAUCGUGCGACGGGUCCUCGGCCUGAUCCGGGACGAGGCCGCCGAGGACAGGAGCGAAGAGCUGUGCGGCGCCGCCGUCGGCCGCGAAAACGCCGCCGCCGCCGCCGCCGACGACGACAACGGCAGCAGCGGCAACACCCCGACCACGGCCGACGAUCAUGCCCGCCAGAUGCGCGCUCUGCGGUCGGAAAUCAUCGACGGGAUAGAGGAGAUAUUCGACGAGAUCAGUCAGGUGGACGAUCAGGUCGGCGCCUCGGCAGAGGUGCACAUCCGCCCGGGCGACUACGUCGUCCUCCACCAACCGUCCACCACGGUCCAGCGCUUCGUCCUCCGCGCAGCCGCCCGUCGCAAGUUCUCCGUCAUGAUCGACACACCCGUCCCCACUCGUCAGGCCGGCGGCGGUGACCCGCGAGGCGGCAGCACCGGCACCGGCACCACGACGGACCGGUACGCCUCGUUCAGGAGGAAGCUGGCCGCCUCGGGCAUCACCCUCAUCAACAUUGCCGGCGCCGGCGCGAUGUGCUACAUGCCCCGCGUCGACAAGGUCAUCCUGGGCGCCAGCGCCAUCACCGCGACCGGCGGCAUCGUCACCGACAGCGGCGCCUCGGUGCUCGCGCGCGCCGCCAAGGUCUGCGGCGCCACCGUCCUCGUCCUGGCAGGCAUCUACAAGCUCAGUCCUAUCGAUCCCUCCACCGAGGACGACGUCAUCGAGUGGGCCAACCCUUCCACCUAUGUUGACUUUGCCGACGCAGACCUCGUUCACGGUGUCACCGUCAGGGCUGCCGUCAAGGAGCUCGUCUCCCAUACCUCUAUCGACAGCUACAUCACGAAUCUUGGCACACACUCACGUGAACACCUCAGUGGUCUGAUUGCCGAUCAUUACAAGCCCCAAGACACCAAUAUCCAUCUGAGCGCUGCAUCUUGA